AUUAGAAAAAUUUAAUAACUUUGUUUUUUUUGGUUUUAUAUAAAAACCAUUCAAAACAAAAAGGAAAAUAAAAACGGUGAAGAACAUUUGAAGGCUGGGAAGUGUGUUUUUUUGUGACAUCAGAUGACUUCGUUUAGAAAAUGGUAAACUUUCGCUCAAAGAAAAGGUGGAAAAGAACCCUGUUGGAUUCACUUGAUUGAUGGAAGUGGUGAUUUUUGUACGCAUAGCCUCAAGAUAAAAAUUACCUACAUGUGGCUUGCCAUUGAUGCUGUUUGAAAAUUUGUAAUUUUGCCACGGGAUAACCACGAAUAAAAUUGUGUUCUCAAGUUUCAUCAUCCUCUUCAUCAUCAGAUAUACGCCACAUCUCAUCAACAGCGAACAGCAGAUAUCAACAGCGACCAUCACAGAUGCCGUCAGCACUACAGAAGGGAGCACGACGUCAUUUGGAAGAGACAACGCAUGUUAGUCAGCAAAAGCCAUCAAUUGCAGCAACAUCAUAGUCAGCAGCAGCAGUCGCAACAACAACUUAACCAGCAGAAUUUUGUACAAACAAAAUCGACGAAAACAAUAAAGAAAUCAGAGAAGAAUAAAAGGUCGGUUAUAAAGAGCGAAUCGAAAAAAUCUAUUAGCGAAUUAUUGGGGAAAAAUCACGGUAAGGAUGCCCCAAGUAAGGCAUUGACAACAUUCAAGUCAGAUAAUCAGCUGCCGUCAACUUCGAAGGGGACGAAUGCUGACAACAAUAACAAUAACAGCAAUAAAACUCCUCCCACAAAAGUGAAAUCUGGCAGCUGGAAACGUUCAGAAAAACAAAUAUCGGGCUUCAAUACCCUAACCAAUAAAAAAUCGAAAAGUUUACGUAAACGCUCCCCAACUUGGCUUAAAUUUCCUAGCAAUAGCGUUAAGAUAGCCGAGAAAUCUGCUUACGUUAAUGCAGUUGAAACUACCUCUGUAUGUCGUCCAGGUACAUUGUACUCUGAUGUACUAUUUGGGGCAGGAACUUCCUGUUUAGUGAAAGUUAAAACAUUAACCCCGCGACGGGCCACUAAUACUGCUCAAAAGAAACUAACCAAAGCAUUGAUAAAAUGCUCGGGUACGGAUCAUGAAAUAUCAGAUGAAACUGAACUUGAAAUCGAACGCGAACUAUUUCCGAGUCUUCAUGUAUUCACAAGCAAUUCUUCUAUCCGCAACGAUGCCGCGCUUUUAGGUGCUAUUAGUCACACACAAGCACCCAUUAAGACUGAUACUUACGAAGAGGCAGAUAUUGUUAUACUUCAGGAUCGCAAUGAUAUACAAAUCAAGGAUAAAGAAGUUUCUUAUGGUAAUUAUUUGGAUCACCAUUUUCAGCACCUGAAUGGUGAUGAAAGUAGUGGGUUGGACGUAAGCGUCGGUAUCUGCGGUGCAUCUUGUUCUUCGGUGAAAAAAGUUGAUAACAGUAAACGCUUGGCCAUUGACAUAGCUUCAUGGAAUUUUCUAGAUGCUGAUGUAAGCAAAGAUGCUUAUCCUAAGUUUUUGUGCCAAUUCGACGAUGAGCAUUAUUUAAAAGCUGAGAAAAUGGCUUUAUUGGGUCUCAAAUUAGCUUUAGGCAAUAGUUCGCAACAGGGUAAAUUUAAAUUUUGA
Glossina fuscipes is the source of this 1617-nucleotide messenger RNA. RefSeq lists its product as uncharacterized. The coding region runs from base 460 to 1617 and encodes 385 amino acids. The transcript has 3 exons. The record is from RefSeq and is a predicted model, not a curated record. Lineage: Eukaryota; Metazoa; Arthropoda; Insecta; Diptera; Glossinidae.